CUGGCGGAGAAGACAAGCAUUUCCCAUCUUUCAACGUCCUUUCUCCGAAACUCUUCUCGUUUCUCGUCAAUACAUCUUCUUCUCCUCUUUGAACUCUCUCUCUCUCUCUCUCUCUCUCUCUCUCUCUCUCUGUGAUUGGAUCUGUGGUUUUUGCGAGCGAUGGCGUCGCAGGAGUAUCUAGACAAGAUGCAGCUCCGUCAGAACUUCCGGAAUCUAUGGCAUACAAGUCUCAUGGACACCAUUCAAGCCGAUUUUCCAUAUUGCUGCUUUGCAUUUUGGUGUGCGCCAUGUGCAUCAUACCUACUCAGGAAACGAGCUCUUUAUAAUGAUAUGUCCAGGUAUGUAUGUUGUGCCGGGUACCUGCCAUGCAGCGGUAGGUGUGGAGAAAGUCGAUGUCCUGAAUUUUGUCUUGGCACUGAGGUCCUUCUAUGCUUUGGAAAUUCAGUCGCCUCAACCCGUUUUCUUUUGCAAGAUGAGUUCAAUAUACAGACAACACAGUGUGAUAACUGCAUCAUUGGAUUCAUGUUCUGCCUGCAACAAAUUGCUUGUAUUUUUUCAAUUGUUGCAAUGAUUGUCGGAAGUGAUGAAAUUCAACAAGCUUCCCAGUUGCUGUCCUGUUUGGCCGAUGCUGUCUAUUGCUCGGUCUGUGCAUGCAUGCAGACACAGCACAAGAUUGAAAUGGAUAAAAGAGAUGGCAUGUUUGGCCCACCAGUGAUGGCAGUGCCCCCAAUUCAGCAGAUGUCUCGUAUAGAUCAGCCUCUUCCCCCUGCAGUUGGAUAUCCACCUCAACCAUCAUAUGGGCAGCCUUAUGGCUAUCCACCUCCGGCUCAGGCCCAGGGCUACCCUCCGGCAGGUUACCCUCCAGCAGGUUACCCUCCAUCGGGGUACCCUCCAGCAGGUUAUCCUAGGUGAUAUCCAUCAUCAAUGCAUCACUGAAUACAAGAACAAUUGGUUUGAAGGUUUUGAUGUGCAUUUGGACCUUCCGGAUGAUCCUUGUUAUAGUCAUGAUAUAUUUUUUUUCUUGCAUUUCUUUGGCAAGCUGGUUUGUUGUGUCCAUGUGAAGCAAUGGUUCUAUAGAUACUGUGGAUGCUAUGAAUGCGUGCAGCUAUUAGUGGGAGAUCCCAUUUUCAGUGUAGAUAAGCAAACUCAUUGAAGUUUAUU
Magnolia sinica is the source of this 1161-nucleotide messenger RNA. RefSeq lists its product as uncharacterized. NCBI's taxonomy places the organism in Eukaryota, Viridiplantae, Streptophyta, Magnoliopsida, Magnoliales, Magnoliaceae. The record is from RefSeq and is a predicted model, not a curated record. Bases 160 to 912 code for a protein of 250 amino acids. The transcript is spliced from 8 exons.